GGAUGUAAAAUAAAGAAAAGUGUUUGGCUAGUUUAAUUAAGGUUUUUUCUGAAUUUAAAACUUUUUAGAAAGAAAGUAAAAAAUAAGAUGAAUAACUAUAAGAAGAAGAAGAAAAUUAAUAAGAAAAUUCAAACGAAAAUGAAAAAAAAUGACAAUUUAACUAUACUUGAAUUUAGAGAAAUUAUAAGAAAUAAAUUUAAUAUUAAAUUAAUUUGCAAAGUUAAGUUAUAUAGGUUAAAGUUAAAAAAAGCAAGUUUCGUUUGAAUCAUAAUAAUAAUAAAAGGGAAUUAUUAAAUACAAGAAAAUGUAAUUAUAAGAAGAAUAAGAAGAAAAUAAAGAAGAAUACGAAGAAGAACAAGAAUUAGAAGAAGAAUUAUAAAAAAAAGAAAAUUUAAAAAAUAAAGAUAAUUAAUAAACUUUUUUAAAAAAACCGGAAGAUAUUUAUUUUUUGGACGACCCUGAAAUAAUUACAAUAAGAAAAAGAAGAGAAGAAAGAAGAAUAAGAUCAGAAUUAAGAGAAAUCGGCAAAAAAAAAUCUUCAAAUAAUAAUAAAGAAAACGAAAAAGAUUGUUAUAUAGAUUAAUAUGAAAGACAUGAAAAACUAGAUUGUGUCUUCGCCGGAUAUAGGAUUUGA
Molecule: messenger RNA, 634 nt
Organism: Ichthyophthirius multifiliis
Lineage: Eukaryota; Ciliophora; Oligohymenophorea; Hymenostomatida
Exons: 2
Source: RefSeq, a predicted model, not a curated record